GGCAUAAAACCACGACCCUAUGGAGUCUGCGAAGUUCAGGUGUUGUGGUUGACUCGGUAUUGCAACGAUUUCCAAAGCUGUCAAUCUGUUGUUUAUCAAUUGAAGACUUACCUUCAAAUAAAACAAGCCUUACAAACUCUCCAAGCCGAAAAAACGAAGGCAGCAAAUUAACAGUUGGCAAAUGGCUACUCGAAGAAGACCGAAUGGGCAUCAAUUUGAUGAUGAUGAUGAUGUUGAUUACUCGUCCAGACAGCCAGUUUACAAUGUGGGAAUUUAUGGAUGGAGAAAACGCUGCCUCUAUUUCCUAAUUUUGCUUAUUCUGAUUCUUGGUCUGAUUAACCUCGCUCUUGUCAUUUGGGUGAUUAGAGUUCAAGACUUUUCUUUCGAUGGCAUGGGAAGACUUCGCAUUACCAAAAAUGGCAUCAUCUUAGAGGGACCAGCAGAGUUUGUGAAGACGUUAAAGGCAAAGUAUAUCGUGUCAAGAGGGGAUUCACCUUUGAAUAUUCAGUCUAUGGAAAAUGUGACAAUAACCGCGAGGGACGGAGGACAGAAACUGACAGGGCAGAUACACCUUGGUAAGGAGGAGAUCACGAUGAAGAGCAAGAGACUGCGCAUUUUGGAUGCGUCAAAUCGCAGUUUGCUAUACGCUGAUAAGGAUAAGCUUGAAAUCAACGUGAAAGGAGUCGAGUUCAUUGUUCCAGAUGGCCUAAGGUUUGACUCGUCUGUUCAAACCCCGCUUGUAUCAGCUGGUGAAAAACAGGUGCUCUCUCUGGAGUCUCCUACGAAAACUCUUUUUAUGAAUGCAGCGAAUGGUAUACGGAUGACGUCAGUGGCAAAUGACCUGACGAUUGACAGCUUGUAUGACAUCACCAUGACGUCAAAAAAGGGGAAGAUUGUAAUGAACUCUUCAAGUGUUUUCUUUACCAACCUAAAAGCCAGUGAUACUUCGGGAACUUUGCAAACCUAUCCCGAUGCUAGAGAAGUCUGUAUUUGUGCUGAUGGCAGUCUCUUUUUGGCACCAGCCUCCACUUCAGCCAGCACUGAGCGUUGCCUGGUAACAUCUGGUGUUUGCUGAUAAGGUGAAUCUGUUGCCAAUUGUGAAUUCAUUUGCGAUUAUUUGUUUCAAGUAAUCUAAAAAUAUGUUCUUAAGAUUUUUUGAUUAAGCUACAAUUUUUAGGAGACCAUUGAUGAAAAAAUUAGAUAAAACUGAACAUUUUAGAGCCAAGCCAAUUGUUGGCAAAUUAUAUUUAUCUUUGCUUCUCAUAAAGCUAAGUGGUAAACGUUUUCUAGCAAUUCGGCUUUUGUAAACAACAAGUCUUAUUCGUAUUUUCUAGCGAUCUUAUACCUUCGUAUCAAUAAUCAAUUUUAACUUUAAUGUUAAUAUUUAGUUAAGUAGAUAACGCAUUUAUUGGAAACAGCUUUCAGCACUAAUUUGUACAUAAAUUUUUUUUACUCAUGCAUUCAGUGAAAACUUCUUUUUAGAAAAUAACAGGUUUGAACACGAGUCCUUUAACAACGGAAGGACACACUAGGCAUUAAACAAAAGAAAAUUCCCCAUUUUUAACUCUACACUCAGGUUCUAGAUAUAUUGCUUUCCUACGGUGUGCAACAAUCGGAGAAAGGGUAUGUUAUUUUCCACGCAGCUUCAUUCGGCUGCUGUGCUACGAGGUACAGCCUUUUUGUUUUUGAAUGCUGCACUAGUUGCAUUUAUCGUUGUCUGCCGUGCGUUUCAACACAAGCAGAUAAUUUUCGUAAAAAUUUCCACACCGUCUCUUGUUGGCUUCCCUUCUUGUUAAAAAAUCAAGAUUGGCUGCAGUUCAACCAAACCCCAUUUUUAGCUUUGGUGUACCGCAGUUUGAGCAGCAUGCUUAUUGAAAUGUUUUUUUAAAGUUGCUAGCGCAGCCUCUUGUGUCCAAUAAACAAAUCGUGUGUUUUAUCCCAAUAGAUUUUGUGUCUAGGCCUUUUCAAUCGCAUCUUGCCGUCUCAUUAUGCAUUCUACCUCUUAACGAGAACUUUUUCUCAAAAGUUUUACACUAGCUUAGAACAAAAAAGCGACGGUUACCGUGGCACUUGAAAACGCUGUGGUAGGUUAAGAAAGUAUCUGGGCAACAGUUUGUCUGUGCAUCAUGUUUCGGCAAUAACACAGACGUCAUCGAAAACAAGCUCAGCGCUUUUGAAAUAACAUUAGAUUUCAUCUAGAUUCAAGGAUUUAUUUGUGGUUAUCUUUAGCGAAGAAAUGCGCCAUGAAGCUUGGUUUGCACUUGUGAGAUUAUCAUUUUUUCAUUGACUUUUCAAUGCGAUAGCGUUUAAGGUGAACACCAGAAACUGCCGGCAAAUGAGCGGUGAGAAAUAGGUUAAGUAUCAAGAUUUUUCAGUUUUGUUUCCACCGAGCUUAUACUUCAUGAGCCGGGCCGAAAAAUUCUUUUUUGUUUACACCGAAUAGUCCUAGGCCCUUAGAAUCGUGAAUUAUAUCUCCGUUUCUAAAAAUUUUUAGAUGUCACUGCUCCAACAAAACUGCUAGGUACGGCUCAAUAAAGUGACACUUUGCACAAAAAACUCAUUUCCUGCAAUUUAUGUUUGUGUGGAUCAUUGGUUCAAAUAUCAUGGUAAAAUAGCGUUACAAUUUCGUAAAAAAUGUGGCAAAAGUUUCCGCUUAAUCAAGACAUUGCUACUUAUUUCAAACUGCGGCGUGACUUUAGUUUCAAGAAAUGCAGGGUUCCAGUUGAAGUGGGUCAAAAAAUGUGCAUGCCAGUGCUCUCGUUUGUUUCGUAUCCUUUCAAGAUUUCCUCAGCGGAAAAACUUGAAUGACAUUACUUCUAUGCCAGUAGCGCGAACAGGCCUUUUAACAUAUUGUAUUUUCUAUUAAACUCUUAAACUCAGUUUGUAUUCGUUUUCAUAUAAUAUUUAGUGUCCAUUCUAAUAACUAUUUAAUAAAUAAAAUUUGAACA
Molecule: messenger RNA, 2948 nt
Organism: Rhopilema esculentum
Lineage: Eukaryota; Metazoa; Cnidaria; Scyphozoa; Rhizostomeae; Rhizostomatidae
Product: zeta-sarcoglycan
Cellular component (GO): sarcoglycan complex; membrane
Source: RefSeq, a predicted model, not a curated record